Stegastes partitus (bicolor damselfish) is the source of this 1404-nucleotide messenger RNA. It is a transcript of the gene hsd17b7, whose product is annotated as hydroxysteroid (17-beta) dehydrogenase 7. Gene Ontology annotation, molecular function: 3-beta-hydroxysteroid 3-dehydrogenase (NADP+) activity; 5-alpha-androstane-3-beta,17-beta-diol dehydrogenase (NADP+) activity; estradiol 17-beta-dehydrogenase [NAD(P)+] activity. NCBI's taxonomy places the organism in Eukaryota, Metazoa, Chordata, Actinopteri, Pomacentridae. Gene Ontology annotation, cellular component: endoplasmic reticulum membrane. Bases 66 to 1112 code for a protein of 348 amino acids. The transcript is spliced from 9 exons. The record is from RefSeq and is a predicted model, not a curated record. Gene Ontology annotation, biological process: cholesterol biosynthetic process.
UUGCUUUAGAAGACUUUUGGCUGUGGUUGUGGUGUUUGUUUUGUUGCCAGUUUGAGCUGAACAAGAUGAACAAGGUGGUUUUGGUGACAGGAUCAAAUAGUGGCAUCGGUCUGGCGCUGUGUGAGCGUCUCCUCUCCCAGGACCCAGAAGGCCUCCAGCUGUGUCUGGCCUGCAGGAACAUGCGUCGGGCCGAAGCCGCUCGCUCGGCCCUCCUCACCUCCCACCCCACAGCCCAGGUGUCUCUGCUGCAGAUGGACACCAGCAGCAUCUCCUCCGUCAUCAGCGCCGCUCAGGAGGUCAGACUCAGGUUUCAGCGGCUGGACUACCUCUACCUGAACGCAGGCAUCAUGCCAAACCCACAGUUUGAUGUAAAAGCCUUUUUCAAGGGCCUCUUCUCCAGCAAUGUCAUCACAAUGUUCGCCACCGGUGAGGGGAUUCUGACACAGAAGGAUGGAGUCACACCUGACGGCCUGCAGGAAGUUUUCACCACCAACCUCUUUGGUCACUUCCUUCUAGUCAGGGAGCUGGAGCCGGUUCUGUGCCACGAAGGCCGAACCUCCCAGCUGAUUUGGACCUCUUCCAGCAACGCUCAUCGCUCGGCUUUUAACCUGGAAGACGUGCAGCACCGAGGAGGCACCCAACCUUACAGCUCCUCCAAAUACGCCUCCGACCUGCUCAGCUUGGCACUCAACACUCACUACAACAAACAGGGUUUGUACUCCUCUGUCAUUUGCCCCGGUUUCGUGAUGACCAACCUGACCUACGGCAUCCUGCCCUCCUUCCCUGCCUUCCUCUGGACGCUGCUUAUGCCCAUCUUCUGGCUUAUACGAAUGUUCACCAACACUUUCACACUGACACCUUAUAAUGGAGCUGAAGCUUUGUUUUGGCUGUUUCAACAAAAGCCUGAAUCUCUGGACCCAUAUGCCAAAUACCACAGCUUAACAUCAGGGCUGGGCCACAACUACACACAACCACGGAAGAUGGAUAUCGAUUUGGAAACAUCCGAGUCUUUGUAUGAGAAGUUGCUGCAUCUAGAGAGCGACGUGAGGAAGAAACUGCAAACAGAAGCCCCCCAUGCUCCCAUCCAUCCUGCAGAAUCUGAAUCAUCUUGAUGCGAAUCACACGUUUGUAGAUGGAGGGCAUUUUAUUCCUGUCUCAUCGCGGGUCACGAGGGAGCAGCGUGUCCUUUGGCUGUCAGACUUGACAAACAUAACACAUCUCUUCCUGACAGGCAUCAUGAAAGCCUGCAUUCACAGCCAGAGACAGACUCUUGGUAUUUGGAGCUUGAUUUGUUGUUUCCAUCUGUAAUAUCUGUAUCAGGCAUGUUGCUGGGGAAACAGCCUGAGUUGUGAUCAUCUGUUAAAGAGUUUACAAUUAAAAUGAGCAGUGCAUGUUCCACUUAUA